CCAUGAAAGUUUAAAUGAGGGAUGUUCAUUGGAUCGACUGUGAGCUGUACUGUGAGCAAUCGUGUCGCUGAACUCGUACGUGGUGGUAUACUGGAUUGUGAUCGUUGCGUGUACAUUUUCUUUUGCGUUCGAGUGAAGUAAAUAAUGAGUGAGCAAAAAGGUGGUGAAGAUUUGGCAACAGCGAUCCUUCGAAAGAAGGACAAGCCAAACAGGUUGCUAGUCGACGAAGCAAUCGCCGAUGACAACUCUGUGGUUGCUCUUUCGCAAACAAAAAUGGACGAACUGCAGCUUUUCAGAGGUGAUACGGUGCUGCUAAAAGGGAAAAGGCGUAAAGAAACAGUAUGCAUCGUUCUCUCCGACGACACGUGUCCCGAUGAGAAAAUUCGCAUGAAUCGCGUCAUAAGAAACAAUCUGCGCGUACGUUUGAGCGAUGUCGUCUCCGUGCACGCUUGUCCGGAUGUUAAAUAUGGAAAACGUAUUCACGUACUGCCAAUGGAUGACACAAUAACCGGUCUCGCAGGAAACUUGUUUGAAGUAUAUUUGAAACCAUACUUUUUGGAAGCGUAUCGUCCCAUUCAUAAAGAUGAUAAUUUCAUUGUACGCGGUGGUAUGCGUGCCGUAGAAUUUAAAGUAGUUGAAACAGAUCCUGGACCAUUUUGUAUUGUAGCUCCUGAUACAGUUAUUCAUUGCGAAGGCGAUCCUAUUAAAAGAGAGGAGGAAGAGGAGGCCUUGAACGCAGUGGGCUACGACGAUAUUGGUGGUGUUCGCAAGCAGUUAGCUCAGAUUAAGGAAAUGGUAGAGUUACCUUUGCGACACCCAUCUUUAUUCAAAGCUAUAGGAGUUAAACCACCGCGUGGUAUUCUGUUGUACGGCCCCCCUGGCACAGGGAAAACACUUAUUGCUCGUGCUGUGGCAAACGAAACGGGAGCAUUCUUCUUUCUCAUUAAUGGUCCUGAAAUAAUGAGUAAACUCGCUGGGGAAUCGGAGAGCAACCUGCGAAAAGCGUUCGAGGAAGCCGAGAAGAACUCGCCAGCUAUAAUUUUUAUCGACGAACUCGACGCUAUCGCUCCGAAGAGAGAGAAGACACACGGAGAGGUGGAGAGACGUAUCGUGUCCCAAUUGCUAACUUUGAUGGACGGCAUGAAGCAAAGCUCUCACGUUAUCGUUAUGGCUGCUACCAAUCGGCCCAACAGCAUCGACGGAGCACUGCGCCGCUUUGGAAGAUUCGACAAAGAAAUCGAUAUCGGGAUACCGGAUGCCACUGGUCGUCUGGAAAUUUUAAGAAUUCACACGAAGAACAUGAAGCUCGCGGACGACGUUGAGCUGGAGGAGAUCGCACAAGAGACGCACGGUCACGUCGGAGCGGAUUUGGCUUCGCUGUGUUCCGAGUCAGCCCUCCAACAAAUUCGCGAGAAAAUGGAUCUCAUUGAUUUGGAGGACGAUCACAUAGACGCCGAGGUCUUAUCUUCCCUUGCCGUUACCAUGGACAACUUCAAGUACGCGAUGAGCAAGAGCACCCCGAGCGCUCUGCGCGAAACCAUCGUGGAAGUUCCAACUGUUACAUGGGACGACAUCGGAGGCUUGCAAAACGUCAAGAUGGAACUGCAGGAGCUGGUUCAAUACCCGGUCGAGCAUCCUGAGAAGUUCUUGAAGUUUGGCAUGCAACCGUCGAGAGGCGUGUUGUUCUACGGACCCCCUGGCUGCGGUAAGACGCUGCUGGCUAAAGCGAUAGCCAACGAAUGCCAGGCCAACUUCAUCUCCGUGAAGGGUCCAGAAUUGUUAACCAUGUGGUUCGGCGAGUCCGAGGCCAACGUCAGAGACGUUUUCGACAAGGCAAGGUCAGCAGCUCCUUGCGUGUUGUUCUUCGACGAGCUCGACUCCAUCGCAAAAUCUCGAGGAGGCACCGUGGGAGACGCUGGCGGAGCUGCGGACCGCGUCAUCAAUCAGAUAUUAACGGAAAUGGAUGGAAUGGGCGCGAAGAAGAACGUGUUCAUUAUCGGAGCCACCAAUCGUCCUGAUAUCAUCGAUCCUGCCAUUCUCCGACCUGGCAGGCUAGAUCAGUUAAUCUACAUACCGUUGCCAGACGAGAAGUCGCGCGAGUCCAUCUUCAAAGCCAAUCUCCGAAAAUCACCCGUAGCCAAGGACGUAGAUCUAAGCUAUAUAGCUAAAGUGACGCAUGGUUUCUCCGGCGCUGACAUAACAGAGAUCUGCCAACGUGCGUGUAAACUCGCUAUAAGACAAAGCAUCGAAACCGAAAUUCGAAGAGAAAAGGAACGCACCAACAAUCCAACCGCAUCGAUGGACAUGGACGAGGACGAUCCCGUGCCAGAGAUAACCAGGGCUCACUUCGAAGAGGCGAUGAGGUUCGCGCGACGCUCGGUGUCCGAUAACGAUAUACGAAAAUACGAAAUGUUCGCGCAGACCCUUCAGCAGUCUCGUGGAUUCGGGACCAAUUUCAGAUUUCCGCAAAGCGGUACCAGCGGUACACAAGAUGCGACGCAAGGCGAUCAAACCUUUCAAGACGAUGGUGACGAUGAUCUUUACAGCUAAGUCUUCGUGUCUUUGUACCUCAACGCAGUGAGCAUACGACAAAAGGGCCUGUUUCUGUUUUAAUAAAGAACACUUUCGUGUACGAGGACACAAGGUUUGCGGAGAAGUGAUUCCAUGAAAAUUUAACAACGCGAAAAUAUAUUAAUUGUAUCUAAUUUAUUCGUUGAUGUUCCAUGUAAGUAUACGCGAUAUCUUAUGUAUAUAAUUGGGGCAGAUUUGAAGUUAGCUAAGAAUAAAUAUGUAAACCGAUUUUCACGUUUUAUAACGAUAUCGAGAUUGUUUAUUAAAAUUAUUUAAAUUCA
This is a messenger RNA of Hylaeus volcanicus, 2852 nucleotides long. RefSeq names its product transitional endoplasmic reticulum ATPase TER94 (gene TER94). The transcript is spliced from 13 exons. Gene Ontology annotation, cellular component: VCP-NPL4-UFD1 AAA ATPase complex; cytosol; nucleus. NCBI's taxonomy places the organism in Eukaryota, Metazoa, Arthropoda, Insecta, Hymenoptera, Colletidae. The record is from RefSeq and is a predicted model, not a curated record. Bases 145 to 2550 code for a protein of 801 amino acids. Gene Ontology annotation, biological process: mitotic spindle disassembly; retrograde protein transport, ER to cytosol; autophagosome maturation. Gene Ontology annotation, molecular function: polyubiquitin modification-dependent protein binding; ATP hydrolysis activity; ATP binding.